Molecule: messenger RNA, 1227 nt
Organism: Plasmodium inui San Antonio 1
Lineage: Eukaryota; Apicomplexa; Aconoidasida; Haemosporida; Plasmodiidae
Exons: 1
Coding region: 1-1227 (408 amino acids)
Source: RefSeq, a predicted model, not a curated record
AUGAUGAUGCCUCAGUUUGAAUGCCUAAACCGCUUCAAAUGGGCGAGAACAAAAGGCCGGUUCAGCAGCGUCAGAUCGGCGCUAUCCAGUGAAAAUCUAAAAAAAAUUAAAGACCUCCGAAAAAUCACAAACCUGUCAGUAGGCAUAUGUAAAAAUAUUCUGAACAAAAAUGAGUAUAACAUUGAGAGAAGUGUAGAUUAUAUUUUUCAAAAUUUUAAUAGAAGUUACGAAAAGGAUGCGAAAUUAACAGAAGGGUACUACUGCUUAUCGUCAAGGGGAAACUGCACAUCGAUAGCAGAGCUAAACAGCUACAAUGACUUAGUAUCGGAGAAUAUACAUUUUAAAGAGCUGUUAAUUAACCUGUGUAACAAAUUAAUUGGAGGUAAUAUAACUAGAAAAGUAGGGCAGUUAAACUUUGACGAAGAAGUGUUGCCUGAUUAUUUGCCCCUAUUCUAUGAUGAAAACAAAAUCGACGUUGACAAAAUGCUAAACCGUGUGGAACAUAAAGAUAUUUUUAAGCAUAUAUAUUUUAACAGGACCAUAAACCAGCUAAUUAACUACACGUCGUACAUUUUAAAUGACCAGAUAUUUUUAAGGAAAUAUUUACUCCUUAAUUUAGAUCAUCUGAAAAGUUGCCACCCAAAUGUCUACAUCAUUAAAAAGAGUUAUCAUCAUAAAGAAACCAAAAUUGACAACUUUAUUUUAUGUAAAGGUUUUUCCUUUUCAUUUCUGUUUAUUAAGUCUGAUGAAGUUAUCCCAGAACCGGUCAAACUGAUCUUAGAAAAAUUCGCUUCACUUGUAUGCGUAAACAUAUUGAUAUAUAAAUCCAGGCGAUGUUCCAGUGCAAACCAGUUUGACAUUCAUGGCUGUUUUUAUGUCAAUCACUGUGGACAUCCCGCUAAUGAAUUGGGACAAAAUGGAGGUAACGCUUCUGUGCAAAAGGGAAGCCAAAUGGACAGCACAGAAAGAAAUGCUAUGAAACGAGAAGGGGCUGCUCGUGAAGAGCAUGACGAUGAGGAGCAUGACGACUUUUUGCAAAAAAAGGUGCAAUCAUUCUGCAUAUUAAGUGAGUACAUAGAAAAAAUGGGUCACAAACGGUUAACAAAUAUUUCGAAAUGGGAUGUAACAUUUUCACAAAUUAUUAAACUUAUGGAGGACGAAUUCAAGAUAAAAAUUUUUCUGAAAAUUGUGUACUCUGUGCUUAAUGAAGAUAUGCUCAUUUUGUAA